AUGAGUACGAAAACAACAGUCGUGCGCAAUGGCCCACCUAGCGGGAAGGGCGGUGGUGCUCCCAACCAAACGCUAUACCUUAAAAACCUGCCCGACAAACUCAAGAAACCCGAUCUUCGGCUCUCGCUCUAUACUCUGUUUUCCACAUAUGGUCCUGUCCUUGACGUGGUGGUCAUGAAGACGGCAAAGAUGCGAGGGCAAGGGCACGUUGUCUUCCGCGACGUACAAGCCAGCACCCAAGCCAUGCGAGCUCUCCAAGGCUUUGAUUUUUACGGAAAAGAACUAUCGGUCGCAUAUGCCAAAGGAAGCUCCGAUGUGAUCAGCAAGCUUCGCGGUACUUACGUCGCUCCGACUGCGAACGCCCCAGCCGCGUUUACAACAGACCUACAAAAAUCCAUUUUCAGCGGUCCGCCAGCGGCAGUCGCUGCGGGUACCAAGCGUCCUCGUGACGAAGAGAGCGACGAGGGAGAUGCACCUAUGGACGAGGACGAAAGUGAUGUGCCAAUGGAGGCCUCUUCAGAUGAGGAUUAA
Molecule: messenger RNA, 531 nt
Organism: Talaromyces rugulosus
Lineage: Eukaryota; Fungi; Ascomycota; Eurotiomycetes; Eurotiales; Trichocomaceae
Exons: 3
Coding region: 1-531 (176 amino acids)
Biological process (GO): mRNA splicing, via spliceosome
Cellular component (GO): U12-type spliceosomal complex
Molecular function (GO): pre-mRNA intronic binding; U12 snRNA binding
Source: RefSeq, a predicted model, not a curated record